CCAAUUAUGGCUCUUCUCUUCAUUCUUGAUGAUGAAGUUGUGAAGUUAUCGCCCCAUGCUCGAGCGAUCAGAGAUGUCGAAGACGAGGAGCUCCGAAGCUUCUUUUACGGAAUGUCUCCGUGGCAGUUCAUUCUUAUCGUGGCUGCUAGCUCAGUGGGGGAGGAGCUCUUUUACCGGGCAGCCGUUCAGGGAGCAUUGGCUGAUAUAUUCUUAAGGAGUCCUGAUAUUGGAGCUGACGUUCAAGGAAUGGCAUCUUUGACCGGGGUGCUACCUCCAUUCGUACCAUUUGCACAAGGAUUUGCAGCUUUUAUCACAGCUGCGCUUACCGGUUCACUCUAUUACGUUGCUGCAUCACCGAAAGAUCCUACUUAUGUAGUUGCUCCAGUUUUGCUAUAUAUUUUCUUAUGUUUCUCUAUUAUUUAUGUUUAUAUAUAUUUUCUUACCUUUCUCUAUUAUUUUUUUCCCUUAUCAGGUUGCAUCGUCUUUGAAUUCCUCCUACUCCUACAUAUUGAACAGUAGCUCCAAUGUCUUUACAUGGUCUGGAAGCCUUACAAACUCAGAUAAUCAAGAACUUGUUGAGCGGUUGUUGGAUUUGAUAAAGCAGCCCAAUGUGCAAUCUAGAUCACAAAAGGAAGGCUCAGAAUCUGAACAAUUUUGGAAUUUGCUGGGAGGCAAAUCUGAAUAUCCUAGCCAAAAAAUCAGUCGAGAUGCUGAGAGUGAUCCUCACCUAUUUUCUUGUAUUUUAUCAAGAGGGAGUUAUCACUAAACAAAUGACUGCAAUAGAAGAAAUGGUUGCAAGUGAGUACAAUUAGCCAGACCCUCAUCUUUGUGACAAGAUCUUGAAGUUGGUCAUUUGUGAAGCGUUCUACUUUUCUUUCUUUCUUUUUUUCCAAAGGAUGAUCAGUGUAAUAAUUAAGCUUCAUAAUUUCUGUGUUUGGAUCCAAGUUGUAUAUAAAUGUCACAUUAUUAAGAUUUCAUUUUGUAUAUGUACAAGUAAAAGAUUUCGUUUUUAA
Cucumis melo (muskmelon) is the source of this 1013-nucleotide messenger RNA. RefSeq lists its product as uncharacterized. The record is from RefSeq and is a predicted model, not a curated record. Lineage: Eukaryota; Viridiplantae; Streptophyta; Magnoliopsida; Cucurbitales; Cucurbitaceae. Bases 7 to 519 code for a protein of 170 amino acids. The transcript has 8 exons.